Lampris incognitus (smalleye Pacific opah) is the source of this 2284-nucleotide messenger RNA. Its product is annotated as vesicle-trafficking protein SEC22c-like. The transcript has 9 exons. The record is from RefSeq and is a predicted model, not a curated record. Gene Ontology annotation, biological process: endoplasmic reticulum to Golgi vesicle-mediated transport. The coding region runs from base 260 to 1171 and encodes 303 amino acids. NCBI's taxonomy places the organism in Eukaryota, Metazoa, Chordata, Actinopteri, Lampriformes, Lampridae.
CGCAUGUAACUUGUCUACGUGAACGUUACAAAGGUUAUUCCAGGUUUUUCUUCGUACACAUUUCUACCAAAGUAUUACCCCCAGGAGUGUACGCCGUGCAGGUGCAGUAGGCGGCAGCUAAGUUGUAGCGGUCGGUCUGUGUUUCACUCAAACCACUAUGUUGGGGCUAACACACUUUUGCUAAUCUAGUAACCCAACCGCUGGACAAUAUGAAUAGGAGAAUUAUGAGGCAGUGUGCUUUCCAUCGACUCCUUAGAUCAUGUCUCUGAUCCUGUUUGCCUUUGUGGUUCGGGUCAGGGAUGGACUCCCCCUGUCAGCCUCCACAGACUUUGAGCACAACCGGGAGCUCCAGGAGAGGAAGCAGCAGCUCAGGACCAUCAGCAAGACAUUGGGCCUGUUACCCGAAAGAGGGACUGUCAAAGGCCAUGACCUCAACAUAUACUUUGUUUCUUCUGAGGGUGUAUCCUACAUGGCUGUGUGCCAUUGCAGCCUCCCUGUUGCUAAGGCCUUCUGCUUCCUGGAGGAUCUGCGUUGGGAGUUCACGGCAUGUUUCAAUAGCACUGCGGUUGUCUUGGCAGCCAGGCCCUAUCCAUUUUUGGAAUUUGACGGCGCCAUUCAGAAGCUGAAGCAGCAAUACAACAAGAGUGGUGGCCCGGCUCUGGAGGUCACAUUAGCUGAAGUCCAGGAGGACCUCAAACUCAACCCUCCACAAGUUCUGACCUUGGAGGAGGUAGAGCUUACCAACGGGGCAGCUAAUGGACAUAUGAAGGACUCUCCUGGAUCUGGUCAGAAUGUGAGACUUGAACCGGUGACGGCUCCAGGAAUCCUCUCCCUGGUCCUGAAUAUCUUGUGUGCGUCAUUAAACCUCAUCCGGGGUGUCCAUCUCAUAGAGUACACAUUCCAGGAUGACUAUGAAGGAGUGUGGAGUGUUGUGGCAUUUCUACUGGCAUUUAUCUGCUGCGUGUUUCAGUGCCAACUGUACCUGCUCCACUCAUCCCUGAAGAGGUUCAAGUCCUUCACGUUGCUGAGCCUGAUUGUCUUAUGCAACGCCUACCUGUUUGGCCUGAGGAACACAUGGCAGUUGCUCUUCCACAUCUCCGUCGCUUCCCUCUCCACCCUCCUCAUCCUCUCUCGCAAACUCCAGGACAGAAUAAAUGACUGCGGGGUCUGAGGAACGGAGGGGGACAGUUUAGUGUGUUGCACCACGCCCACGUCUGCCUCUCAGGUGUUUGCUGCAGGAAGUGGUUGCGCUUUACGUACGCCGUUUCUAAGACUUUGCAAGAGGACAGACCAAAAUGCAAUUCUGCUUAUACUCUCAUGAAUAAGACCCAUUUUCAUGGCAAAGGAUAAAAUGAAGGAUACAGUGGAAGUAAUCUCUAUUUUGGAAGGAAGUGUUGGUCUGACAAGAAUGAUGGGAAAUCUUUUCCAGAGUCGCCGCGCUCGACAAAGUUAACCCGUCAGUCGUUUUUAACCGGAUUUUAAAGGAAGUUCCUCGCCAAGCUUCCUUGUUACUGACUUUGGGACCCGAUUAACGCUGCUGAUGAUGUGGACAUUCAGACAAGCUUCCACGCCAUGGCGUACUAACGGGCUGAAGGACAAAGCUACGUUUUUAACAAUAAAGGUCAGUUACCUUUUCACCGGUCAUUUUAUUGUCCGUUUAAUAACAAGUCAGUACCUUUAACACUUCAUAAGUAUUUGAUAUUUGCCAUUGCCACUGUAGAGUCCAGGAGGUGUGUCAUUAUAUAGCAGACCGAAUUAAUGAUGCUGAUGAUGGAUUUAACUGCCAUAUUUGUCUUGAAGAUGAGGAGCCAAAUAACGGAGAGGGGUGUGUAAUCCUAGUGUGUUUGGUUGUGUUUCACACUGUAUGCAAUUUCUGCAACUCUUUGCAAAAUGAAGGAUGAUCGUGUGCCCUUCAUAAACUUUCCAUGUACAGUAAGAAUGCACUGAACCGUUUGGCGUGUUGUGGCAACCAGCGUUUGACGUUACCCUCUGCAAACCAUUCAGGGUCAGAGGGGCAACGGGAAGUCAAGGUAGACGCCCCGCUUCGUCAUUUUCUUCAGCAGGUUCACAAACUGGUCGACUAAAAAAAAAAAUAAAAAAAAACCAUUCAAAAAGGAGGAUCUCAUUUGUAGUUAAAUUUUGUCAGUGUCCGGGUUGAUUUAGUGGCUUUUUGUCUUGUGUGUAGACUACUGAGCCGUGGCAAACAUCCUUCUCUGACUGCCAAAUACACUGAUGAUGAAGGGGCGUCAUGUGAUCCUGCAGCGGUGAAACUGACGUGUGUUUA